UCCGGGUCUGAGUCCUGGUUGAGUCGGGAGGUCCAGCUGGCGACGAGCAUCCUGUGCAGCAGCGCGGGCUCCAUGCAGCUUCAGCAGCUGCACCGGCAGCUGCUGCAGCGCUGCAACAUCAGCGAAGAAGAGUUCAGCGCCAUGGUUUACAAGUGUCCCCGCUUCCUGCUGGUCGGCGGGCCCUCGGGGGACCCCACGGUGGUGGCCCGGACCUCUCUGCGCCUCUGCGGUCGCUACGGCCGCGAGGACGCCGGCUGUUGUCGCGAGGACUGUCCGCAGCUGCACCUGUGCAGGUACUUCCUGUUCGGAACCUGCAGGUUCGGCAAGGCGAG
Plectropomus leopardus (leopard coralgrouper) is the source of this 332-nucleotide messenger RNA. Lineage: Eukaryota; Metazoa; Chordata; Actinopteri; Perciformes; Serranidae. The record is from RefSeq and is a predicted model, not a curated record.